Molecule: messenger RNA, 7953 nt
Organism: Clupea harengus (Atlantic herring)
Lineage: Eukaryota; Metazoa; Chordata; Actinopteri; Clupeiformes; Clupeidae
Gene: myt1la
Product: myelin transcription factor 1-like, a
Biological process (GO): regulation of transcription by RNA polymerase II
Cellular component (GO): nucleus
Molecular function (GO): DNA-binding transcription factor activity, RNA polymerase II-specific; RNA polymerase II cis-regulatory region sequence-specific DNA binding; zinc ion binding
Source: RefSeq, a predicted model, not a curated record
UCUCUCCCCUCCUCCUCCCUGACUGUCUGUGUCUCCAUCCCUCCACCCUGCUCCCCCUCUCCUCACUUCUGGCGCUGCUGCUGCUGCUGGAGUAUAGAGAGAACAUUGGGCUGAAACAAAGAGAGAGAGAGAAUCUUUUAAAGGGAAAGAGAGCGCUAGCGAGAGUGGAGGACACAGAGAGAGCAAGAAAAAGAGAAAGAGAGGGAGGCAGCGGACUGGUGGCCGACUUUCAGACAGCUGGGAGGACACAGAACAGGAGAGAAGGACCAAAGAGUGUGUGUGUGUGUCGCCAUUUCAAACAUGAACUUUGAAGAGUUCUGAGGUGAGCUGUGAGCCCUCUGGUCUGUCCUGCCUCCUCCAGCCCAGCACACAAGCCCAACGCCACCGCUCCCCCAGCAGCCAGCAGAUUGCAGAUGGAGGUGGACUCAGCUGAGAAGCGUUUGAGGACCCGAUCCAAGGGAGUGCGAGUUCCUUCGGAGGCCACAGCCCAGGAUGUCUUCAGUUGUCCCACACCUGGUUGUGAUGGAGGAGGACAUGUGAGUGGGAAGUAUGCUCGACAUCGCAGUGUGUAUGGCUGUCCUCUAGCUAAGAAGAGGAAGAGCCAGGAGAGGACAUCCCAGGAGCCUGCGAUCAAACGGCAGGAUCUACACUUCAACCGACCGAUGGAGAAGGGAAAGGAGGAAGAACCAGACGAGGAGGAGGAGGAAGAGGAGGAAGUAGAGGAAGAGAGAGAGGAGGGACAGGAAGGGGAGGCUGAUGAUGAAGAGGAGUUUUCUGAGGAAGAAGAGGAGACAGGAGAGAUUGAGGAGGAGGAAGAAGAAGGCGACGAGGAGUAUGAGGAUGGAGAGAUUGAGGGAGAGCUGGAGGGAGAGGUGGAGGGGGAGGUAGAGGAGGGUGAAGAGAUGGAACCGAUGGAGGAUGAAGAGGAUGAUCAGGAGGAUGACGACAACAGCGAAGAGGAAGACGACGAUAAUGAGGAAGACGAUGAUGAACGCGAGGAGGACGAAGAGUUUGGUAAUCAGCGUCACACACAUGACUGUUACACAAAUGGAGGACAAUCAAUAUCACAUGGAGAGAAGGCUGUGGACACCAACAACAACAGCGGCGGUGUCGGCGUAAACCCCGCCCACCCAAUGAACAACGAGGAGUACGAGAACUACGACGAGCUGGUGGCCAAGUCCCUGCUGAACCUGGGCAAGAUAGCCGAGGACGCCGCCUACCAGGCCAUGACCGAGUCGGAGAUGAAUAGCAACUCCUCCAACAGCGCAGAGGAGGACGAGGAAGACCAUGACGAUGACGACGAGCUGGGGGCCAGGGGCCGCAAAAACGGGGCCCUCAGCGUGGACUUGGACAGCGACGUGGUGCGGGAGACGGUGGACUCCCUGAAGCUGCUGGCCCAGGGCCACGGGGCGGUGCUGCCCGAGGAAGGCUACCCGCACGCGGCCACGGCCGGAGAUGGAAGUGGCGGUGGAGGCGGAGGAGGGGCCGGAGGCGGCGGGCCGGUAGGGGAGGAGAGCCAGGAGGAGGAGUGCCUCAGCAGUCUGGAGUGCCUACGCAACCAGUGCUACGACCUGGCGUGCAAGCUGAACGAGUCGCAGCUGCCGGCCCCGGACCACGCCUGUCUGCCCCAGCAGCACCAGCACCAGCACCCCCACCUCCAUCACCUGCAGCCGGGGGGUCAUGACGCCCAGGGGCUCCCACUGCACAUGCACGUCUACGGGGGAGGCUUGCUGGGGGAGCAUCAGCAUCAGCACCAGCAGCAUCAGCAGCAUCAGCAGCAUCAGCACCAGCAGCAUCAGCACCAGCCACUGGAGCGGAGCUACUCCGACAUGGUCAACCUCAUGAAGCUGGAGGAGAAGCUGAGCCCGGUCUCCCGCGGCUACGGAGCGGGGGUGCCGCCGCCGCCCGACGAGGACACCACCUCGGUGACCUCGGAGCGCUCGGACGAGGCCUAUGACGUCACCAAGGGCAACCUGACGCUGCUGGAGAAGGCCAUCGCGCUGGAGUCGGAGCGCGCCAAGGUGAUGCGGGACCGCGCCGCCUCAGAGCAGGGGCCGCUCGGACGCAAGGACAAUCACCACCACCACCAUCACCACCACCACCACCACCGUGGGCAUGGCCAUGGCGAGCACAGCCCCAGACCAAGCAGCGGAGCCGAGGAGAGGAGAGCAAGGCUGCACCACGAUGGCAGCAAGAGGACCUACUACAGCAAAGACUCCUCCAGAGGGGAGAAGAAGGAGAGCAAGUGUCCGACUCCAGGGUGUGACGGAACAGGCCAUGUGACGGGGCUUUACCCACAUCACCGCAGCCUGUCCGGGUGCCCACACAAGGACCGUGUGCCACCAGAGAUUCUCGCUAUGCACGAGAACGUUCUAAAGUGUCCCACUCCUGGCUGCUCGGGGCGGGGUCACGUUAAUAGCAACAGGAACUCGCAUCGCAGUCUCUCUGGAUGCCCUAUCGCUGCUGCUGACAAGAUGGCCAAGGUCCAGGAGAAACACCAGACCAGCGACGGACCCAAGAGCAACCAGGCCUCUGACCGCGUGCUCAGGCCUAUGUGCUUUGUGAAACAGCUGGAGAUCCCACAGUACGGUCACAAAACUAACGUCUCCACUAGCACCCCCCGCUCUAACCUGGCCAAGGAGCUGGAGAAGUACUCCAAGACCAGCUUCGACUACGCCACGGGCUACGACGCCCAGCAGCACCCCUACGGCAAGAGAGCCCUGGCGCCCAAGACCCACGGCCGUGACACCUCCCCCAAGGGAUACGACGCCAAGCGCUACUGUAAGACGGCUAGCCCGGCGAGCAGCACGAGCAGCAGCUAUGCCCCCAGCAGCAGCAGCAGCAGCAGUGCAGGGGGGCUGAGCUGUGGAGGAGGAGGUGGAGGAGGAGGAGGAGGAGGAGGAGGAGGUGGCGGCAGUGGCCGAGGGGGAGGGGGCGAUGGAAGCAGCGCCAGCAGCACCUGCAGCAAGAGCAGCUUCGACUACACACACGACAUGGAGGCGGCGCACAUGGCUGCCACGGCCAUUCUCAACCUGUCCACACGCUGCAGGCAGAUGCCCCAGGGCCCGCAGGAGAUGCUCUUACAGAGCCCUGAUGACGAUGAUGGGAGUGGUGGCAUUGAUCAGUGCGGAGGCUCUGGUGGUGUGGGCGGAGGUGGUGAGGAAACGGUGCUGACCCCUCUGGAGCCCAUGUCCCCCCAGCGCCAGGCCCUGCUCAACAGCCGCGGCUACCAGAUGGGCACUGCUGACUGCUGGGACCUCCCACUGGACUACACCAAACUCAAACAUCUGGACCAGGACGGACACAAGGAGCCUGACGAUCUUGACCCAUUCCAAGACCUCCUGGAUGAGCCUCAGUACCCUGAGGAGGUGCCUAUGCCCAGCCCCAAACACAAGUACCACCCCUGCAAGGAGACCAAGAAGGAGAUCAUCACUCUUUCCAGCUGCCAGCUGGCUGACAAAGGCCUCCGGGGGGUGAUGUCCACAUCCAACUCACAAGAUCUGAAGUGCCCCACUCCUGGCUGUGAUGGGUCGGGACAUAUCACAGGAAACUACGCCUCUCAUAGGAGUCUGUCGGGCUGCCCCAGAGCAAAGAAAAGUGGCAUCAAGAUUCUGCACAGCAAAGAAGACAAGGACGACCAGGAGCCAAUCAGGUGUCCAGUCCCUGGGUGUGAUGGGCAAGGUCACGUGACAGGGAAGUACGCUUCACACCGCAGUGCGUCGGGGUGUCCCCUGGCGGCCAAGAGGCAAAAGGACGGGCUGGUGAACGGCGCCCAGUUCGCCUGGAAGUCUGGGAAAACAGACGGCAUGACUUGCCCCACUCCAGGCUGUGAUGGGUCUGGCCAUGUGAGCGGAAGCUUCCUGACACACCGGAGUCUGUCAGGCUGUCCACGUGCCUCUUCUGCGAUGAAGAAAGCUCGCAUGACCGGGGUGGAGAUGCUGACCCUCAAACAGAGGCCCAGUAAAGGAAUAGAGAACGAUGAAGAGAUCAAACAGCUGGAUGAAGAAAUCAAAGAUCUGAACGAGUCCAAUCAUCAAGUGGAGUCGGACAUGAUUAAACUGAGGACACAGAUCACCACCAUGGAGACCAACCUCAAGUCCAUAGAGGAGGAGAACAAGGCGAUCGAACAGCAGAAUGACUCCCUGCUCCACGAGCUGGCCAACCUCAGCCAGUCGCUUAUCAACAGCCUCGCCAACAUCCAGCUGCCACACAUGACCACGCUGCCCCAGAAAGAUGUGCCUGUUAGACAUAACUGCUGUUUACAGACGGCCCACAGAGAGCCUAUGAACGAGCAGAACUUCGACACCUACGUGGACACCCUGACAGACAUGUACACCCAUCAGGACCAGUACCAGAGCCCGGAGAACAAAGCGCUGCUGGAGAACAUCAAGCAAGCCGUUCAGGGCAUACACGUGUAGCGGGCCCUCACAAGCAAACCAAUGGCUGAAGCCAUCGCUCUGAUGGUCUGAUGGUCUGAUGGUCUGAUGGCAGCGUCGCCCAAUCAAAUUCAAACAUGUUGAACAAAACAACAUGAAAAAGAAACAAGGGAAGAGGACGCGGAGGAGACAAGACAAAUGUAAAAUCUAUGGAUUUAUUAUUUUAUGGCUGUAAUUUAUCCUAUUAUUUUGCAUUAUGAACAAUGCUGAUAUGCUCUCAAAAACUCCAUAACUAUGAUUUAAUGCCUUGCUUUAAAUGUAAUUACUACUAAUGGCAAUUGUUUUGAACAGCAUUCAUAUUUUGUACAUUUUCAUAUGACCUGACAUAAUGUGAUAAUGUAAUGUUUCUAGCUGCUAAUGUAUGCACAUUUUAGUGUAUAUGUGUGUUAUUUUAAAAGAUUAUUGACUAAAUGACAGAUCUUAAAAUUUGCAGUACAGUGGAAUGUCACAGGGUAACAGUGCAAGGAGCAGUCUUUCAUAGGAUGACUUGUUUUUCCACUGGGUUUGAUGGAAACGUGUCUGUGCACGGGUUGUUCAAUGGUUGUACAUUUAUACGUUUUGUAAAAAAGAAAAAAGAAAAAAGAAAUGAAUGUCAGAGAAGAGGAGUCUUUAGGUCAGAGGUCUGUGGUAAUCGCCAUGGAGACACCCUGUUGCAGUGUGGUUUUGACAACCGAAAAAAGAGAUUAGAAAUAAUGGCAAACUAUUUAUGAUUGCAAACAUCAAGACACGGAAACUUACUGGUGCAUAUCCCAUGAACUCGAGUAUGACUGUAACACGUCAGAAGCGCGUUAUCCGUUUGUGAUUUUGAAAUUUCCCAUUCAGACGUGGUCUGAAUAUUAAAUAGACAAUCCAGCAUUUGAACCAUUUAGCUAUAAGGUCAGAAAAAUGUCAAGUAGCUAGUUGGACAAAAUAUUAGCAAUAUGUGACAAUGACUCAAUCAUAUCCUUAGAUAUGGGAUGCAAUCAUUUGGGUAUAUGCAAUUUCGUAUUUGUGAGCCUACCCGUUAAAAAAAGAGUGCAUUUUUACUAACUGUAAAGAAUUAAGUUUUUUGUAUGGACCUUUUAAUACAAUCAUAUUUUGAGAAUGAAACACCAACGAUCGAUUCCCAAACGAGAGAGGUUUCAUUACUCUUUACUCUUCGUGUCAGGGCCACCCUGGUUUCCAUGUUCUGAUGUUUUAGUUGAGUUGUUUUCUUUUUUGUUUGUUUGUUGUUUUUUUAUGUUUUUGUGGGGGGUUUUCUCAGACGGAGAGAGACUAAGAGUUAGUGAUGGGUGAACGCGUUAUGUGGAUGUAAUCAGUGGACUGGAUAUACAGGGUUUCUGCCUCCACCAUGUGACUGCACUUGUCCUGUCCUGUACAUACUCUGCCAUCCUAUCAUCUGGAUCUGAGCCAGGAAGAGUCCAGAUCCGAGCCCAAGGCACCUUUCUCAUCUGACUCCACUGGACAGCAAAGUCAACACAGCAACUGUCUGGGCUGCUGGUCAAGGACUGGUUAUCCAUAGACUGAUAAAUACAUACUGUUGGUUCUGUCAUGGCUAAGAAACAUUACGGCUGCACUUUAACCUCAUACAAACCAGUGACACGAGGACUUCUAAAAAAACUGGGUGGAAUACUUUCUAUCAACGCACUCACAGUACACAAAUAUUACUUUCAAUCACUUCAACAGGUUAGGUUUUUUUUUUUUUUUUUAAAUACUUCACAUGCUGAGGCAUUUCAUUUUUAUGUUAUUUCAAUCUCACAUGUUGAUAUGACAAUCUUUAUUUUUUCCAUUUCAGCUUAAGUGCGAGCCUUUUGGGGAAAAUGGCCCCCAGAGUAAUGUGUCUGGGCUCAGGCUGCAGCAUCCCACCAUCCAGUAGGCUGUUUUGUACUCGCAGCACCAUUGUGUAUAGUGCAUUUGGAUGGUUUAAAGUCAGGUGUGCAACAUUGCAACUGUAUAAAUUCAUAUUUCAAAAUUCAUCGAAUGUCCAUGGUAGCUCCUGUUCAACCACAAUGGUACAAUCAUGUCCUGUUUGUUGACUAAUAAACGGACUGUGUAAAAGGAGAGUGAAAAUAUGCUAAUGAAUGUAGUUCAACUGUUUCUAUGGUAAGGUAAAUGAAAAGUUAAUGUGUAUGAGUAACAAGGAGGACUUUGUUGGGACAUUUGUCAGUAGAUAUGUUUCUUGAUAGUACUUGAUGGUUGCUGCAGAUUGAACUAUGGGUAUUUUAUUGUAGCAAAUUUCAAAUAAAUUCAUUAUGCAGCUACAUAAGUUGGUUUUACCACAACCCUUUUUUUUUCCUGGCGAACUUCUAGAAUACUACAGUAUCCAAACUGAUUCCAUGCCCAUUAUUUCUAAAAACACGAAUAAAUCAAAAAAAAUCUAAUCUAAUCAAACUUCAGGCUGAUGUCCUCAACCAAUGCCACUUUGUUUUUACUGUCCUCUUGUGAUCAGAAUUGUGUCUGUUUCAACUGAGCUGCAUGCUAAUUGACAUUUGAACAGUUUCCUCACUGUGUUAGCUGGUGCAGCUGCUUACUUAAGACAACGAAGAUCUUGAUGAUCAUUUUGAACAUUUGUUAUAUUUUAUAUUUUUUAUGUGCCAUUCGUACAGGUGGAUUAAAAUAUGUGUGAAUACUUUUCUGAACCCGAGUCAGAGAGGGGAAUUGAGAAGGUGAAUACAGCGUUAUAUAUAACCUCUAUAUGAGGGAUAAUCAAAUCCCUUGAUCCUGGAGUGGUCCAAGUCCAUAUAUAUUAUGUAUUAUUAUUAUUAUUAUUAUUAUUAUUAUUAUUAAUAAUAAUAAUAAAAAAAACACAUCUCUGUGUUGCCAAUGUAGUCGGUUUGACCCACGUGGUCAUUUAAGGGAGAGUAUAUGAGGUGCUAGCUAAUUAUAUCACCCAUGCACUCUGGGUUUUCCAGUGAAACAAGAGGCCAAGUCCUCAGGGCUGCCAGCCCUUGAUCCUCAGCUUUGUGUAUGCAGCUUAUUGCCAAUGUAGUACUGCUUCAGAUAGACUUAUAGCAAAUGUAAAAAAAAAAAAUAUGGAAUAAACUAAACAUGUUCAUCGACGAUCAUCAUUGCCUAUACUACAGAAAAAGGGAUUUUAAGCACAAUUCAGCUGCCUGACUGCUGCGGCUGGCACAUCAUUGUAAUGAUAAGAAAUGGAUAAGGUUAUGUGGAUAUUUACAUAAAGAACAUUAUGGUGUCACAUGCUUAAACGCAGAGUCAUUUUCUUAUGAAAAUGUGAGCUCAUCACCAGAGUACGAUAAGAUUUCCAUUUAAAAAAAAAUGUUUCAACUAAUCCUUUGAUGACAGGAUUUUAUAUGACAUCGCUAUCCUUCUCUCUUUCUCACUCUCCUUCUUUCUCUCUAUCGCUCAAUUGAUUUAUUUUUGUACCACAUGGCAUGGCAUUUUGUUGAUACUUUUGCUAUAAAUGUUUAAAAUCACACAUUGCAGUGAUAUUUCAUUUUGAAAUCGUGAACUUUGUACAAUUUUUAUCAUGCUGGUGUUGACAUCUCUUACUCUAAAUAAAACCUGUGUUGCCAUA